AUGCUCAAGGGGGAGUCGAGUCUCGGCUCACUGGACACCGUAUCUAUCUCUGUGGGUGUUGUCGAUGAGGUGUCCGAGGAGGCGGUAGCGGAGAAGCAGGCCGGCCCAGCUUCUGCUUUUUGGGUCAUUUUUAGACGGAGACCCGCAGCCGAAAAAACGCAAGAGGCAAGGGGCACAAGGGGGAGGGCGCUGGCGGAGACGGACGUCCUCGGCCUCAGGCAAGGACCAAAAACUGGGUCGGGCUUCCGCCUUUUUGGCCACGGGAGGAGGGACGACUCGAGAAUCAGCCCAGGGAGUCUUGGGCACAAAGUGUAUGCUGGCAGCCGAGGAACUAUGGGCUGUGUAUGUUUGUGUGCGCGGCCGUGUCUUGGUUGGCCCGGCAAGGACUGUCCAGUCCACCGGAAGGAUGCUCUCUUGCAGCCGGCAGCCUGCUUGUGCCGUGCUGCCCUGUACCGGUGCUGUUUAGUGCCAGAGUCCGUUCGCAUAUUCACCCUCGACUAUACCGAUCUCUGA
Messenger RNA from Gaeumannomyces tritici R3-111a-1, 513 nucleotides. RefSeq lists its product as hypothetical. The record is from RefSeq and is a predicted model, not a curated record. NCBI's taxonomy places the organism in Eukaryota, Fungi, Ascomycota, Sordariomycetes, Magnaporthales, Magnaporthaceae. The coding region runs from base 1 to 513 and encodes 170 amino acids. The transcript has 3 exons.